Molecule: messenger RNA, 3786 nt
Organism: Pelodiscus sinensis (Chinese soft-shelled turtle)
Lineage: Eukaryota; Metazoa; Chordata; Testudines; Trionychidae
Gene: LACTBL1
Product: lactamase beta like 1
Source: RefSeq, a predicted model, not a curated record
AGGCAGAAUUAAUAUUCAAUCUCCCAGGCGCUUGCAACCCUGAGAGAGCAAAGAGCAAAUGCCUCUGGCCUGUGGCUUUAAUCUCCUCGCUGGAAGUUCUGCUUGGGACAGAGACAGACCGGGACAAAGGGGCAGGCGGUGAGGCUCACUCCAGACACUGCCAGAGGCCAAGCCGCCCGCACCCUGUGACAGGAGGCUGCAGCUUAGAGCACAUGAGGCAGGGUGACUGGUGCUGCUGUUGCCGCACUGAGUACCACCUCGCAGGGACCAGACACAGCUGCACAGUUUGUGCUGCCUGGCAGUGACCGAUGCAGCCGAGCAGCGAUGGGAGCGGUGAAUCCUGGCGGACCGUAGUAACUUGCCAGAAGCCAGCCUCCAAUGGGCGAAGUCUGCUCAGGCUCUCCGUGAUGGAAGUGAAGUGGAUCCAUGUGGCAUUGAUCUUCUUUGUCCUGCUCUCUGUGGCCAUGACGGGCUGCUUCCUGUGGCAGUACAGUCUCCCCAAGGUGGAGCCCGGCCCAUCUGCGAUGGAGGUGAGAUCGGAAGCAAUGCCGAUGUGUCCCCGCUAUCCAGAGCCUGUGCCACUGGACCACCCAAUCCCAGUCCUGAAGGAUGCACUGGAGAAGGUGGACAUGCUUCUGCGCCACAAAAUCCAUAGCCCAGGCCUCCCUGCCAUGUCUGCCAUCGUCAUCUACAAUGACACCGUGCUCUGGACAGGCAACUUUGGGAAGAAGAAUGGCUCUGACCCCUUCUCAGCAAUGCCCAAUGAGUACACCAUUUACAGGAUUGCCAGCAUCUCCAAGAUCUUCCCGACCAUCAUGCUUUACAGACUGUGGGAAGAAGGGAAGGUGACAUCUCUGGACGACCCUUUGGAACGCUAUGCCCAGAGCUUCGUUAUUAAAAAUCCUCUGGGGCGAUUCAAGGAAUCUGAGCAAAGAUACACAGCUGAUGGGCUUAUCUUCCUGGAGAAGGGGUCGCUGCCCCUCAAGCCAUCUCUGGUUACACUGCGCAGGAUGGCUAGCCAGCUCUCAGGGCUUCCCAGGAGACUGCGGUCCACCAGCCUGCUGUGGAGAGGGAGCACACAAGAUGCCCUUGCGCUCCUGAAGGAUGAUGUUCUGGUAGCUGACCCAGGAACCAGGUGCCAUUACAGUAAUUUGGCCUUCUCCCUCAUGGCCCAUGUGUUGGCUGCUCAUGCAGCUGAAGGGGAGUACCAGCGCUGGGUCUCUGAAAACAUCCUGGAUCGCUUGGGCAUGGAGGACACUGGCUUUGAUAUCACACCGCCAAUCCGUUCCCAAAUGGCCAUCGGGUUCUAUAGCAGUGGGCAACCUGCCCCUCUUUAUGACUUGGGCUGGUACAGGCCCUCUGGCCAGAUGUACUCCACCGCUGCUGACCUUGCUAAACUGGCAAUGGUCUUCCUAGGCACCUACCACCGGCGCCUGCUGGAGCCUGACACCGUGAAGACGAUGCUGACACCUCUUCUGAAGUGCUCCAGUGAAUACUUUGCCAACAAGACUGGCACGCCCUGGGAGAUCAACGAGCAGCUGGGCUACGAUAUUAUCAGGAAGGAUGGUGAUCUUGACGGCUACUCAGCCACCUUUUCCCUUGUCCCCAAGCUCCGCUUAAGCUUCAUAGUGCUAAUGGCAGGGCCUAGGCCCCAAGGGGGAGAUAUUGUGACUCAGACAUAUGAGUACCUUAUUCCAGCCAUGGAGACUGCGUUCCGGGAGUCAGGAAAGAGCCUGAACCCUCCCCCAAAUCCCACCCCUUAUGUUGGCUAUUAUACUUAUGCCAACCUGACCUUCUAUGAGAUUAAAGUUGGGCCCACUGGGGUUCUGCUCAUGCAACAGUUUGGACCCCAUAUUGAAGAGCUGAUCCCUGAAAACUACCGGACGAUCAUGCUCCAUCAUUUGGAAGACCGAGUCUUCCAGGUGGUUUUUGACAAGGAGUUCCCCUGCAUUCUACAGCUGGGCUCUGCCUCCGUCUCCCUGGAGACCCAGGAUGGGCAGCUCUUUAAUUUCUAUCCUUUUGAUCGCAAGGGUUUGUCUCCCGGCUUUGAUGCCCCGGGACUAAACACAUACAAUGUGGUGCGCAUACACAACAAGCCCGUGUUCUACAGCUAAGUGCCCCUGCUCCUGUGGGACCAAGGGCAGAAGUUGUUUCUGUUCUGUGUACCCCUGACUCUUUGGUCCCCAAGCCUUUGGGGAUGCAUCUUGAAAGGGAAAGACAUCAGCAAACUGACUGCUUCCUCCAACCAAAGCUCUCUCUUCUGAAAUGACCCUUGAGCCAUGGGGGGCUGGGCUGGCUGCUGCGGGAGCCUGUAGAAACUCCCUGCUGGUGAUGCUGGAUACACAGGUCACCACUUAAAUCUUUCAGUGCUACAGCUGCCCACCAUCACAAAGCCUGGCUGGCUUCAGUGGGCCACGGGAAUCUCCUGUGCUUUAGAGCAGAGUCUGUUCUGGGAUCCAAGCUAGCCCAGCGACCUGCCGAUCAAACUGCCUUCUCCUCUGGGGUUCGCCAUAAUCUGCAUCCUGCCUGCUUUGUCCCGUCUAAGGGGGGUUCAUCUCCCCUGUGUGGCUCAGAGGGAUAGAGCGAGCAGUUUGCACCAGGGAGCAGGACAGUUUCCCUAUGGGCCAGGUGGGGGUUCUGCUGCAGCUGCUCGUUCACUGAGGAAGUUGUAGGGCUUAGAUCCAGAAGAUCAAAGAGAAUUAGUUGGGGGGGCAGGAGCUGUCUGAGUGCCUAGCUAAGCAGAUGUGCUCUGAGUGCGUGUGGGAAUGGGAGGGUGCAGGGCACCAGCAGACGGUUGGUUCCAGGGCCUUGCUUCUCUCCCCCAUGUCUGGGUAGAUGUCUGGCUGUGCCGUGGGCCCCGCAGUGGGGAGGUAGCUGUGAGUACUGCGUGUUGGCCUAUGUUGUGGCUCAGGGCUGAGUACAGAUCCCUGGUGUUCCUCAUGUGCAGAAACUGGCCCUGCAUCAGGACUGGGCUCCAACCUUUCCGCAUGUUCCAUGCGUGGUGGAGAAAAGCUUCCUUGCUGUCGGGGAGCAUUAGCGCUAGCGCAGAAGGACGUCACAUGGGAGGGCACUAGCUUGAAACCUGAUCCCUUUCCAUUAGGGUCCCCUUUGGGAGCUUCCUAAUGCUCCUCAGGCAUUUUGCUCCUUGCUUGUACCCGCCUGGAGGCCUCGGCAGGAGAUCACACGACACAAGUUGCCGCGUCUGGUCAUUUGCUUCAUCCCCCCGGGGUAAAACAUCCCCUCAGUGCAAGGGUGUAGGGAGGCAACUGUCAGCAGAGAAGGAUUCCAGCCCCAGAGACCUUCAGCUGCACCAACAUCUACCUGGUGCUUAGGGCAGCAUCACUGGAGCCUGAGUCCAAAGCAAUCAGCAGCCGGGGCUGGGUGGAUGUUACCCGGGCGAUUAGUUACCCUCACUGCUGAGAGCUGGCUCAGACUUGCCAUAGGCUGUCUAGCCCUGAACAUUCAAUCCCUGCCUGUGGUGCAGGGCGGGGGCAGGCUAAGAAAAUUGUUUCAGGUCAAUGAAACAGAUGUUCCGACAGCAGAUGUUCUCUUGUGCCAGCUAGGGAUGGAAAAUCCCGGCUAAUCAGUUAACCGUUCAACCAGAGGUUGAACUAGUUAACUGAUUAAGCAGGAUCCCACUCUCCCCACCAUGCAGGGGGACCAGCUUCUACUCUCACCCCCUCCCUCUGUGCACAGGGCAGCCUCUCCAGCUCCCACCCCCCACCACUUGUACGGGUUACCCCCCUCACAUUCCUUGUGCCAGCCUGGUCUCUUGUGGCUGGUUAA